CAGUGGAGAGGUCUAGCUGACAGCUUCUCUACUCAACUACUGGAGGGAAGCACCCAAAUAAGUGAAUAAUUCAACUGUUAUUAAAUAAGAUGUAUGUAAUUACAUAUGUCAAAAUCAAUGAGGUAAAAGGAAAAGUAUACAUAUGAUGAAUAACAUAGGGCAACACAGGCAUUCGCAGUGAAAUAUACAUGUAACAUAAGCAGUAUGCUUUGUUAUCCAAAGGCGAGUUGGCCGCACCUCUACUAUAAUACCGUCAGAAUCAUCUGAACAGGCAAAUCGACCUGCUGACCUAGUUUCUGACACUACAAAAAGUGACUUCCUCUUGAGCAGAAAAAUAGUUCAUCGACCUCUUCACCAUAUGGCAAAGCAAAUAACAAACAAAAAGUAUGAAGAUGAACAGAUCCAAACCAAUAAUAGGAACCAACGGAAAUGGAAAAUUGCAUAUUGUAGCAAAAAAGUGAUAUCUCCAUUCCAUAGAUUCAAGCCUGAGAUGACAGCGAAUGAGCUCGAAGCCUUGCUCAAAACCACGGUAUCACAAAUCAAAUUUAGGUGCGAUGAGAAGUAAAUCUGCGGUAUUCUUGAAAAUAUAAUUCCCCAUGGAAUACGUCAAUUACGUGUCCACGACCUGAAGAUAUGUCCUAAAAGAGCAGCAGUACGGAAAAUCGGGACUAAUUGAACCAAUUUAAUGAGAAAGACGAAAAAUAUAGAUGCGAGUGAACUUCCAUUCUACAUAUGGCAAAGUAACUGGAUAAAAACGGAUAAGGAUUUCAAGAGAGCUAUGAUCUUCACGAUGGCUAGAUCCAAAAGGGCGCUGUAUCUUACGGCUGGAGAUUUUGUACCACUUACGCUAUCCACAUUUGUUGCGAUCAUCAAGGCAUCGUAUUCAUUUUAUACAGUAAUUAAGAAAACAACUGGUUAG
Molecule: messenger RNA, 919 nt
Organism: Acanthoscelides obtectus
Lineage: Eukaryota; Metazoa; Arthropoda; Insecta; Coleoptera; Chrysomelidae
Source: the annotation of a GenBank genome assembly